AAUUUGGUCUUUCCUUGUCUAUAUUAAUGACCCUGGAUGUACACUUCUCCACCGCGCUGCAGACUACUAACCAACCUCUGAUUAACCUCCCAAUUAUGGCCGCCCCUUGUUCCCCCAAAUCCAUCUUCAAUCGUCCGAUCAUCCCUUCCUCCUCCGCCUCCUCCUCUCCAUCACCGUCUCUCCCAUCCUUUCUCCGCCCUCCUAAUCCCUCCCUCCUCUCCCUCAGACUCACUCGUUUCCAUUUUCCAGAUAUUAUUCCCACCGCCUUGAAAACUGUACAGUCACAUGACACUCACCCCCACAAACUUGAUCAUGUUGCUUCGGAUUCGGAAACAAAACCCACCAUCUUGGUCUCCGAGAAGCUUGGAGAUGCCGGUCUAAGCCUCCUACGCACCUUUGGAAAUGUUGACUGCUCCUACGAUCUCUCCCCAGACCAGCUCUGCGACAAGAUCUCCUCCUGUGAUGCUUUGAUUGUGAGGAGCGGGACAAAAGUGACGAGGCAAGUCUUUGAGGCUGGCAAAGGCCGACUAAAGGUGGUGGGAAGGGCUGGAGUCGGGAUUGACAACGUCGAUCUGCAAGCAGCAACCGAAUUUGGCUGUCUCGUUGUUAAUGCUCCGACUGCAAAUACUGUUGCAGCCGCGGAACAUGGCAUUGCAUUGCUUGUUGCCAUGGCCCGGAAUGUUGCUCAGGCCGAUGCUUCCGUAAAAGCCGGAAAAUGGCAACGGAACAAGUACGUGGGUGUGUCUCUGGUGGGGAAGACACUAGCGGUGCUGGGUUUCGGAAAAGUUGGAUCAGAAGUUGCCCGACGUGCAAAAGGAUUGGGUAUGCAGGUAAUUGCCCACGAUCCCUAUGCUCCGGUCGACAGAGCCCGUGCUCUUGGCGUAGAUUUGGUGUCGUUUGACGCUGCCAUCUCCACCGCAGAUUUUAUCUCUCUACACAUGCCGCUUACUCCUGAUACUUCAAAGAUGUUCAACGACGACACGUUUUCCACGAUGAAAAAAGGGGUCCGCAUCAUAAAUGUGGCCAGGGGUGGGGUCAUUGAUGAAGAUGCCUUAGUUAGGGCACUGGACGCCGGAAUUGUGGCGCAGGCCGCACUUGAUGUGUUCACAAAUGAGCCGCCGCCAGAGGGAGACAAGCUGGUGCGGCACGAAAAUGUGAUCGCCACGCCGCAUCUCGGAGCCAGCACCAAGGAGGCACAGGAAGGAGUGGCAAUUGAGAUUGCGGAGGCGGUUGUUGGAGCACUGAAAGGGGAGCUUUCCGCCACGGCUGUCAAUGCUCCCAUGGUUGCUCCCGACGUUUUGACAGAGUUAGCUCCCUAUGUUGUUCUAGCGGAGAAGUUAGGUAGGAUGGCCGUACAGUUGGUGGCCGGUGGGCAAGGCAGCGGCGUGAAAUCGGUGAAGGUGGUUUACAGAUCUGGUCGAGCGCCGGAUGAUCUGGACACGAGGCUUUUGCGUGCCAUGGUCACAAAAGGCAUCAUAGAGCCAAUAUCGGCUUCGUUUGUCAACCUCGUGAAUGCAGAUUUCACGGCCAAGCAAAAAGGCCUCCGCAUCACGGAGGAGAGAGUGACGGUGGACUCAUCGCCGGAGUUCCCCAUACAUUCAAUCCAGGUGAAAAUAUCGAACGUGGGGUCAAAGUUCGCGAGUGCGGUGUCGGAGAACGGAGAGAUAAGCGUGGAGGGAAGGGUGAAAUACGGCGAACCGCAUCUGACGAGCGUGGGGUCGUUUGAGGUGGACGUGAGCCUUGAAGGGAACCUGAUCCUGUGCAGGCAAGUUGACCAACCUGGAAUGAUUGGGCAGGUAGGAAAUAUUCUUGGAGAGCGUAACAUAAACGUGAGCUUCAUGAGCGUGGGGAGGACUGUUCGGAGGAAACAGGCCAUCAUGGCAAUUGGGGUAGAUGAAGAACCAGACAAGGUGGCGCUGAGGAAGAUUGGAGACGUUGCUAAUAUUGAAGAGUUUGUGUUCCUGAAUCUAUAGAGAAAUGUUGACUUUUUUCAGUGUCCCUUUUGAAAAAUAAUCAGGAUUCAACCGCACAUGAUCUGCAGUUGUAGCUUCUUUCUUUCUAAUAAAUCGAAAUAAAUAUAUUGAGUUUGUUAUGGGUUUGAGUUUGUUCAAAAUUUUAAACUGUUGAAAAUUAAGUUGGAAAAAAAUU
Messenger RNA from Rubroshorea leprosula, 2148 nucleotides. The record is from the annotation of a GenBank genome assembly. Lineage: Eukaryota; Viridiplantae; Streptophyta; Magnoliopsida; Malvales; Dipterocarpaceae.